Messenger RNA from Girardinichthys multiradiatus, 2308 nucleotides. RefSeq names its product sodium channel, voltage-gated, type III, beta (gene scn3b). Gene Ontology annotation, molecular function: sodium channel regulator activity. NCBI's taxonomy places the organism in Eukaryota, Metazoa, Chordata, Actinopteri, Cyprinodontiformes, Goodeidae. The record is from RefSeq and is a predicted model, not a curated record. Gene Ontology annotation, biological process: regulation of heart rate by cardiac conduction; ventricular cardiac muscle cell action potential; sodium ion transport. The coding region runs from base 701 to 1357 and encodes 218 amino acids. Gene Ontology annotation, cellular component: voltage-gated sodium channel complex. The transcript has 6 exons.
AUGCGUAUCAAACGCUCUCCUGCUGCCAGGCGCUAAGUGGAAAACAAAGAGUAAGCAUCGGCUAGGAAAUAUAGUAAAUGGCUUUUUUUUUAUAUAAGAAAUAGAGUUGAAACAAUCAACAUGCUUACCUUCAUGUGAAAUGAUAAGCGUUGCUGUUUACGUCUAAUCAAGACUUCACAUCUCGAGGCUGUAAGUGAGUAAAUCGGCUUUAUUGUUCGAAUCAUCGGGUUCUGACCGUUGCAGAAGAACAGAAAAAUAAACUCAGUGUAUGGGGAUGGAUCUGGACUAAGUGACUGGAGUUGUGGGCGAGGAAACUGUUGCAUCACUCGAGUUUGCUGUCGCACAUUUCGGACUUGCCCAGUCCAUCCAAGGGAUGAUGAAAUUACUUGCCUCUGUGUAGAAGAGGAAUUGCGAACCCAGACGCCAUUGAUGGGCAGGGAAAACUUCUAAAAUAAAUGUCCUGCAGUGCUUUUGAGCGUUAUUUGUCCCCUCAGUUCCCUUCUUUUGACAAGCGUUUUGCCUUGGAUUUUCACUUGUGGAGGAGUGGCAAGUUUCCUGCGCUCUGAGCGGCCGAGGAGAGGCGUUGUCUGUGGUCCUGAACUCUGAUAUCUCACCCAGGAGUUGGCCUUGAAAGCAACUUCAGACAGAACUAGAGUUACAGCAGAGGUUGUCCUGCCAGCAGCUCCUCAUAGGGCUGAAUAUGGUAACUCUGCACAGAGUUCAUCUGCAAACAUUGCUUCUUUUGUUGUUUGUCGUCCACCUGAGCAGGCCAGUAUGUGUCGACGUGGCGUCGGAUACAGAAGCAGUGCUCGGAAAAACCAUGAAGUUGACGUGCAUCUCCUGUUUGAAGAGGGAGGAGGUCAAAACAAAUACAACUGUGAAUUGGUACUUCAGGCCAAAAGAAAACGAAAACACAAAACAACAUAUUUACAAAUAUGAGAAUGGAAUCCGAAAAGGUUUGAAUGAGCAUUUUACCGGCCGUCUGGAGUGGAAAGGUAGCAAGGACCUUCAAGAUGUCUCCAUUUCGAUCCUAAAUGUCUCAGAGAGUGACAGUGGUUUCUAUGAGUGCCACGUUAACCGUCAGUUUAAGUUUGAAGUCUUUACUCCUUCUGUUUUGACAAUUAAGAAUAUCACGCUGACCGUGAAAGAGAAAGCCUCCAAUGACACCGCUGCAAUCUACUCUGAGAUCAUGAUGUAUGUCCUGCUGGUGUUCUUGACCUUCUGGCUGCUGGUGGAAAUGGUCUACUGCUAUAGGAAGAUCUCAAAGUCUGAUGAGCAAGCGCAGGAUGCAGAGACAAACUACCUGGCCGUUCCCUCUGAGCAGAAAGACAAUACAGUCGCUCCUGUUCCCGAAUAAAAGCGAUUUUCAAUGACACGGUAUUUUACAAGUAUUGACCACUCAGGAUGAUGGCACAGAUAGCACAGUCCCAUCAGUGCCACCAUGAACACAUUUCUCCCAGAAAGCCAUGUGAAUCCCGCCAGCUGACCUCCCCUAUGUAUUCACUGUGUCUUAUAACAUGAAGUGCUAUAUUUUUUCUCUUCCUUUUCCCAGCUCCAGGCCUCUGACAUCAAGUGCUUUUACUAAUACAGUAUCUCGAAGAGCAAAAAUGUCCCGCACCUAUUAUCUGAUGAAUAUAGCCAUGCUAUACAGUAUGUGGACCUGCUGAUGUAUAGAUGUACUACCCUUUUCCUUACAGUUAGUCUUUGUGAGUUUUGUACCUCAACAUAUACUGCAUAACCUAAGAAAAGAACCUACUGUUUUAAAGGCUCCUAUACUGACUGUAGUACUUGCCUAGUUAAUUUUUUAACCUUUUUAUAGACCUUGUAGUGAUUUUUCAUAUCACGGUUUUGUUUGUAUUGGCCACCAGUCUUUUUAUGGUGAUUGAAUUAGGAAGCUUUUUUUUACUGUAUGUGCGUGCAUUUCCUCUGCUUUUUAUUAUGCAUCACAACAUCAUGGAAAUAUACAUAGGAUUUUCUGCAAGAAAAACACUAUUUCAAACUGAAUUCAUUUGACAUUCUUUUUUUAUUCGCUUCUGUAUAAAUCUUUAAUCAACAUUCAGCUCUGAUGUCAAAGUAAAUUCAGUAGGUCAAGUGGUACUGCACUUAGUACACUUCAAUGCAUUCUUGGAGCUUUGACUGUUGGUGAGCAUUGCUAUUGAGCCUUGGUGUGUGCCUACUUCAAUGAUACAAAACUGUAGAAAUAUUUCUAACUUGACUAUUGUGUAAAGCCGUUCUUGGUCUGUUUCAGAUUUAGUAAUUCAUCUGUAAGCUAACAUCUUUACAAAUAUUAAAAAGACAUUCCACGGUG